Messenger RNA from Bufo bufo (common toad), 966 nucleotides. RefSeq names its product olfactory receptor 1019-like. Gene Ontology annotation, biological process: G protein-coupled receptor signaling pathway. Gene Ontology annotation, cellular component: membrane. The transcript has a single exon. Gene Ontology annotation, molecular function: olfactory receptor activity; G protein-coupled receptor activity. The record is from RefSeq and is a predicted model, not a curated record. NCBI's taxonomy places the organism in Eukaryota, Metazoa, Chordata, Amphibia, Anura, Bufonidae. The coding region runs from base 1 to 966 and encodes 321 amino acids.
AUGAAUAACUGCAUAAAUUGGAGCUCUGAACCUGAAUUUCACAUUGUCGCCUUCUCAAUGUCUUCAGUUGGACAGCUUUACUUCUUUUUGGGAUUAUUGAUCAUUUAUCUGAUGGCUUUUUUUGGAAACUUGAUAAUUAUAAUUCUUGUGUGUUUGGUGCCAAACUUACACACCCCAAUGUAUUUCUUCUUGUGUAACCUCGCCAUUGUAGAUAUCACAUCCACUUCAACUUGUAUUCCUAAGCUACUUACGAUGACACUGACCCAAGAUCAUAAAAUCACAUUCCAUUGUUGCAUGACUCAGAUGUUUUUCUUCAUCUUAUGUGCUAAUGGUGAAAUUUUCACACUGACAUCAAUGGCUUAUGAUCGCUAUGUGGCAAUAUGUAGACCCUUACAAUAUUACACAAUAAUGAGGAAGACCGUGUACAUUGCGAUGGCUACUUUUGCAUGGCUAGUUGGCUUUAUAAAUUCCCUAUCACAUACAAUACUUACUUCCAUAUUACAGUUCUGUUAUUCACAUAAUAUCAAUAAUUUCUUCUGUGAUCUGAACUCAGUGAUUGCUCUUUCCUCUACAGAUGUCACAAGCAGGAAGAUUUUCAUGUUCUUUGAAACUGUCCUUAUAUCUCUUGUACAGUUUAUUCUCACUAUAAUCUCUUAUAUUUUUAUCUUCUCUGCCAUAUUGAAGAUCCGUUCCUCAGCAGGACGUAUGAAAGCAUUAUCCAGUUGCAUCUCCCACCUUAUCACAGUUAUAUUAUUCUAUGGACCACUUAUGUUCUUGUACAUGAAACCCGAAUCUGAAGAAUCUAAAGAACAGGACAUGUUACUGUCAAUGCUUUAUGUGGUUUUGGUUCCAAUGUUAAAUCCUUUGGUCUACAGUCUGAGAAAUAAAGAGGUUUGGGGAGCUGUUGUAACAUUAUUUAAAGAUAUAAAAGUAAAGUUCUAUCUACUAGACUCAACAUUUGGAUGA